Trichoderma virens Gv29-8 is the source of this 5493-nucleotide messenger RNA. RefSeq lists its product as uncharacterized. The coding region runs from base 1 to 5493 and encodes 1830 amino acids. Gene Ontology annotation, molecular function: ATP binding; methylcrotonoyl-CoA carboxylase activity; urea carboxylase activity. The record is from RefSeq and is a predicted model, not a curated record. NCBI's taxonomy places the organism in Eukaryota, Fungi, Ascomycota, Sordariomycetes, Hypocreales, Hypocreaceae. Gene Ontology annotation, cellular component: mitochondrion. The transcript has a single exon.
AUGACCCAAAUCGGUCAAUCACGCGAGGGUCAGCUCCCCCUCCUCAUCCAAGAAUGGAGGGCAGUCCAGGCAUUAGGUAGCGGUUUGCAAAGACUCUACUCACUCGUUGAGAGGGAGCGCAGCUCUAAUGAAGCGACGCAUGCAUGGAUCAGUAUUUCUACAGACGAGCAACUCAAGGAACAGUGGGACCGCCUACAUGCCUCACAUCAUGAGCCAACUUCGCUCCCUUUGUACGGCGUCCCUUUUGCCGCAAAGGACAACAUAGAUGUCUCAGGCUUCGCAACUACAGCAGCUUGCUCGGCAUUUGCCACCACUCCAGCCACCGAAGAUGCUCCUGUCGUUGCCAGACUAAAGGCAGCAGGUGCCAUUCUCAUUGGCAAAACCAAUCUCGAUCAGUUCGCAACAGGCCUCGUCGGAACUCGGUCACCUUUCGGGGCUGUUCCCAACAGCUUCGACCCUACGAGGGUAAGCGGUGGAUCUAGUUCGGGCAGUGCUGUUGUGGUCGCACGAGGAGCUGUCCCAUUCUCCCUGGGAACUGACACAGCAGGAUCCGGCCGUGUUCCCGCUGGCCUGAAUAACAUCGUCGGCUUGAAACCCACACGUGGUGCUCUGAGCGCUCGGGGAGUGGUACCGGCUUGUCGGACACUAGACUGCGUGUCUAUCUUCGCACUCACUGUAGAUGAUGCUGAGACGGUCUUGUCUGUCGCAGAGGGACAUGACGUGCAGGACUCUUACUCAAGAAUCCGGCCGUUGGGCACCAGACACACUUCAGACUCUGGAUUCGGACCCAAGGCGAAUGAAACACUACAGCCUGUGUUGGCUAUCUGUGCUAAUCCACCUUGGUUUGACCGCGAUGACCACUCCCCCCGGUAUGAAGCCGCCCUCGAUAAGGCUAGAUCACUCGGAUGGGUACUCCAGCCUGUCGACUUUACCUUGCUCUUCGAGCUCGCAUCAUUGCUUUACUCUGGCCCAUGGGUCGCGGAGCGUUACCAAGCCAUACGAGCCUUUAUCCAGAACACCGAACCAGACCAAAUGGACCCUGUCGUACGCAAGAUCAUCAAGAAAGUGGAGAACUUUUCCGCCACGGACGCUUUUGAGGGCGAAUACAAGAGGCAAGAUCUGACGCGCCAGAUCGAGCUGGCAUUUGCUGCAUAUGACGGCAUCCUUGUGCCUACUACACCCACAUUUCCAACCCUUGAACAAGUCUCGCUCAGCCCUGUGGAGGAGAACUCACGACUUGGUACCUAUACCAACUUUGUAAACUUUCUAGACUGGUCCGCCUUGUCGGUUCCUGCGGGAUUUCGACAUGAUGGACUGCCGUUUGGGAUCACAUUGAUCGCAAACAAAUGGCAGGAGCCACACCUGUUGAAAUGGGCCCGGUUAUGGCUGGCUGGCCAGACGAGAAUACUCGGAGCUGUGUCUGCGCGCUGUUUUGAGCCGACACCUUCGAAACUCGGAGAAGCGCACACUUUAGAGAAUAUAUCCAAGAAGAGGAUUAUCGUCGCCGUAGUGGGUGCUCAUCUCUCGGGCAUGCCUCUAAACAAGGACCUUGUCUCAUGUGGUGCUGUUCUUAGCCGCAAGACGAGAACGUCGAAUCGUUAUCGCUUAUUCGCGCUUCAGAGUAAAAGCGGUCCGGCUCGGCCAGGUCUGCAGCGCGUGCAAGGUGCACAAGUUGGGGCAGAGAUUGGUGUUGAGUUAUGGGAAUUGCCCGAGGCAGCCUACGCUAGCUUUGCCAACACCAUUCCUUCGCCACUUUCUAUAGGAAAAAUAGAGCUUAGAGAUCAAUCUUGGGUCUCUGGCUUUGUUUGUGAGCCGUAUGGACUUGAUGGAGCUGUCGACAUCACGCGUUUUGCAGAUUGGCGGUCCUACAUCAGUCACCUUAAUCAGCCAGAGCCAGCCUCUUUAGGUUCAGUGUCCACCGUGUUGAUAGCAAAUCGUGGAGAAAUUGCUGUACGAAUCAUAAAAAUGUUACGCAGGUUGGGCCUCAAAGCAGUGGCGGUAUACUCGAGCGUCGACGCCGACUCCCCUCACGUCAAACUUGCCGAUCUGUCCUACGAGCUCAAGGGCCAAUCUGUGGCUGAGACCUAUCUAUCUAUCAACCAGAUUCUUACCAUUGCAAAGUCUGCAGGAGCGAACGCUAUCAUUUCAGGUUAUGAAUUUCUGGCUGAAAAUGCCGAUUUCGCCAACGCUGUUGAGGAAGCUGGUAUGAUCUGGGUAGGCCCUACUCCAGCACAGAUGGUCGACCUUGGCCUAAAGCAUUGCGCGCGCGCCAUUGCAAUUGAAUCUGGUGUCCCCGUAGUUCCUGGUUCUAAGGGCGUAUUGACGUCACUUAACGACGCACUGGCUGAGGCAGAGACCGUGGGCUACCCACUCAUGCUUAAGAGCACGGCUGGUGGCGGUGGUAUUGGUUUAAGGCGUUGCGCAAACGAGGCUGGGUUAAGGGACGCCUUUGAAGGUAUCCAGCGUCAGGCAGUGGCUAACUUCGGUGACGGGGCUGUCUUCGUAGAGCGCUUCGUCGAACUGGCGCGCCACAUUGAGAUCCAAGUCAUCGGAGACGGCAAUGGAGCGGUUGUCACGGCUGGUGAAAGAGACUGCACGCUUCAACGACGACACCAGAAGGUUAUUGAGGAAAGCCCUGCCAUGAUGGUGCCGGAAGAACAACGUGCGGCCAUGAGGGCUGCUGCUGUACGGCUGGCUGCCCAUGUGCGGUACCGUAAUGUUGGCACGAUUGAAUUCAUCUAUGACGUGAAGAAGCACGAGUUCUACUUCCUCGAAGUCAACACUCGCUUGCAAGUUGAGCAUCCAGUAACUGAGCUGGUGACUGGCCUAGACCUUGUAGAGUGCAUGCUGCAAGUUGCUGCCGGUCAAAAGCUCGAACUCUUCAAUAGCCCAGUCAACCAUCUUCCAACAACAGGGGCGUCUAUUGAGGUAAGAUUGUAUGCUGAGAGCCCUCUCGAGCAGUUCCGUCCAUGUGCUGGGACGGUGAGCAAACUCAAUUGGCCUGAAUCUCUACGCGUCGAUACCUGGAUUGAUGAGGGCACCCACGUUACGACGCUCUACGACAGUAUGAUAGCCAAGCUCAUUGCUGUGGGAUCGAACCGUCGUGAUGCUCUAGAGCAACUCGCAGAGGGCCUGAAUAAUACUGUUGUUGAGGGUGUUCAGACAAAUCUCGAGUAUCUACGGCAGAUCGUGGCGUCAGAGUUAUUCUCUUCAGGACACUUUCAUACGAAGUCACUGGACUUAUUUCAAUUCAUCUCUUCCGCUUUUGAGGUGAUUGAAUGCGGUGGGGGUGUGUCUGUGCAGGAUUAUCCUGGCAGAUCUGGUUACUGGAAUAUUGGUAUUCCACCCAGCGGUCCAGCUGAUAGUCUUUCUUUCCGCCUCGCCAACCGACUUGUGGGCAAUGACGAUGAUGCUGCGGGACUUGAAUGUACGCUACACGGACCUCAUCUAAAGUUCUAUCGCGAGGCAUUGGUUGCCGUCACUGGCGGCGAAGCACUCCUACUUAUUGACGAAAAGUCUGCCCCUCUGAGCACGACUUUGCGCAUUCAAGCCGGACAAACAUUGCACGUGGGUGCUAUCACAGGUGGUUACCGUGUUUACAUUGCUAUUCGCGGUGGUAUCGAUGUCCCGUCCGUCAUGGGUAGCAGAUCAACCUUUGAACUAGCCAAAAUGGGCGGCUACAAGGGUCGCGCGCUUUUCCCACGGGAUAUUGUUCGCAUAGGCAAUUCCGACACCAAGACGAUCAGGUUGUUGUCUUGUCCUGUGAUCUCGAUUCCAAAGCAGGUUGACGGUAGAAGCUGGAAGAUUCGUGUGCUCCCUGGCCCACACGGAGCCCCUGACUACUUCACCCAUGAUGGCCUCGCAAAACUGUUCUUCAGUACCUGGAAGGUUCACCAUAACAGCAACCGCCUCGGCAUCCGACUUUCAGGCCCCAAGCGGGAAUGGGCGCGCGAUUCGGGAGGCGAGGCAGGGCUACAUCCGUCCAAUAUUCACGACAGUCCUUAUUCUAUUGGAAGUGUAAGCUUCACAGGUGACGAAGCAGUUAUUCUCGGAUGCGAUGGACCGAGCCUUGGAGGAUUUGUCGUCUUCGGCGUAAUCAUCUCGGCAGAUCAGUGGAAAAUGGGGCAGUUACGUCCAGGAGAAUCGGUAUCGUUAGAACCCAUCUCUUCUGAAGCAGCAUUGAAGCUGGACAGCGAAUUUCAGCACGCAAUAGCGCAGAUCAGGCUGCCAUACGACCUCGGGAUUGAAGAAACAGUCAACACCCCUGCCCUUGAUGACCUGGAGGCCGUUCUCGGAAACACGACACAUAAUGGCCACGACUACAUUUGUCGCCAGGCUGGAGAUAACGCACUGCUCAUAGAGAUCGAUGGCGGUUCUGACUUCGACCUUGCGAGAAGCUUUGAGAUCUUUUCAUUCUGCGACCGCCACCGCGAAUGGCCGAUUUCUGGCGUCAAAGAACUUACGCCGGGUGUGGGUACUAUUCAUGUCAUUUAUGAUCAUGGGCUACCAGCUGAUACCUUGAUCGACCGGCUCUUCGAUCACCUAAAAACAUGUCAGUCAAGACGCAGUAUCCCCUCAAGAACAGUCCGACUACCUCUUGCCUUCGAUGAUGCCGUCUGCCGGGCGGCUGUAGAGCGCUAUGCUUCUACAAUUCGUGGCGAGGCUCCUUGGAUCCCAAGCAACGUUAACUUUUUGCAGGAGUUGAAUGGCAUGGAUAAUAUAUCAGUGCUCUUAUACAGUGCGACUUUCCUGGUGGUGGGACUUGGCGACGUAUUCCUUGGCUCUCCUUGUGCAGUGCCGCCCGACCCCCGUCACAGAUUAUUCGGAACCAAGUACAAUCCCUCACGCUCUUUCACACCACGUGGGGCAGUAGGUAUUGGUGGACAAUACCUCUGCAUUUAUGCCACUGACUCACCAGGCGGAUACCAGCUUGUUGGAAGGACAAAAGACAUAUGGGCGCCGCCGGAGACUCUACCGUCAUCUGGUGAUCAGCCACCUUGCCUGUUCCGCCAAUUCGAUCGCAUCACCUUCUACCCGGUGACAGAGGAUGAGCUGGAUAGCCAACCAGCGGAUAGGUUAAUUCAGAUUACUGAGGGCGAACUGGAUCUCGCAUGGUACAAAUCUCUAUUAGCCAAUAAUAAGGAGCUCAUCGCGCAACACCGAGCGCAGCAAAAAGCAUCAAUCCUCAACGCCCGUUUCCUUGAGGAUUUAUCAAAACCAUACAUUCCCAAAUCCCAGACGAUGAAGGGAUCUCCCAAGAGGGAGUGUGAGAGUGCUCCUGGCGCACAAGUACCUUCAGCGAUACCUGGACGUUGCUUUGAAGUGCAUGUACGGCCUGGACAGAAGAUUAUCAAGGGCGAUCCACUAAUAAGCAUCGAGUCGUCCAAGAUGGAGAUAGUUAUCCGGAGCCCCCAUGAUGGAACAUGUGGUGCUGUGCUGGUUGAGGCUGGCGACAAUGUCGACGCUGGAGAUGUGUUGGUAGUUAUAGAUUAA